Molecule: messenger RNA, 5714 nt
Organism: Chaetomium strumarium
Lineage: Eukaryota; Fungi; Ascomycota; Sordariomycetes; Sordariales; Chaetomiaceae
Exons: 4
Coding region: 173-5578 (1801 amino acids)
Biological process (GO): positive regulation of transcription by RNA polymerase II
Cellular component (GO): nucleus
Molecular function (GO): ATP binding; histone binding; chromatin binding
Source: RefSeq, a predicted model, not a curated record
GUCGCGUUUUUGAAUUGAGGACAGCACGGCGACUGUAAUGUCCCGAUCAGAAACACAAUAGCGAAAUCGCCGCGUACUUGGAAGUUAAUACCUUGUUGAGUCGGUGCUGUCGAUUUUACGCUUGUUGUUAGCCAUUACCGCUGUCCCCUAUCGUUUUCUGUGGUGUUGAACCAUGGUGUCGAAACGGAAACGCGAUCCCCUCGAGGGUUUCGACCCGAAUAAAUCGGACCCGGAAGACGAGAACUUCGACCCGAGUGAGGAGCGGCCGCGGCGGAGCCCCAAAAAGUCGCGCACAUCGAGGCCGAAAGCGUCACGGAACAGACGGCACAACCGCUACAGAGGGUCCGACAUCGAGGAUGACGACGAGGAGCUUUCUGAUAGUGACCAGGAUGAUUCUUUCGGCGAAACUGAGGAUGAUGACGAGGAAGAGGACGAAGAUCUCCCUUUGAAUGCUACGGGCAGGAAGAUGAGGAAGGCCGCUGCUAGGCAUCAGUCCUACAAAGAAAGUUCCGAAGAAGAGGAUGUGGUUAAGGAUUCCGAUGAUGGUGACGAAGAAGCUGAAAAAGAUGAGGAACUGGAAGAGCCCCCAAGAAGGCCAUCGAACCGUCCCUCGAGGAUCGUGGUUCUUAAGACAAAUCAACGGUGGCAACGAGGGUCAAAACGCGCGAAAGAAGAGGCGCCACAUCCCCCAGCACCGACGCGUCGUACCAGAGCCCGCACGGAGGAAGUCGAGGAGGAAUUCGUAGAGUUGUCGAAUUCGGGACGCCACGCGCAGCCAGCACGUGCUUCGCGGAGUAGGAGCCCGGAAGCGAUGGCCCGAGCGACUCGCAGCACCCGGGCGACGAAGGGCGUGAAGCAGCCGCCGCCGCCUAUCGAAGAAGCGACCCAAGAAACUGACCCCACGGAGGAGGCUGAGCAGGGAUUGGAGGAACCGGAUGAGCUCGCUCUUACUAAGAUUGAGGAUGAGCCGGAGAAGCCAGAUGACGGAGCUGAUGUUCAGGAGAAUGAAGAACCCGAGGAUGCUGCCAUGGAGGACCAGCAAGAAGAGCAGGCCGAGCCUGAAGCUGCGCCAGCCGAGGAUGAAGACGAGGAAGAUGUUCGACCCGUCACGAGGCGCACGCGGUCAAGAGCGAACGCGGCCGCUCAGGCCGAAGCCGAGGGGGCUGAGGUUGAGCCCGAGACCACGAGGAAUACUCGUCGUUUGACGCGGAAAUCACGCCUGCGAAGCAAGAAAAGCCUGCAGGAGCCUAGUAGCGAUUUCGAACCUGGCGACGAAUCCGGCGAAGGCGAAGCCUCGGGCACAGAGCCCUCGAAGAGCGGUGAGGUCGACGACGAUGUCGAGUCCACCCCAACGCGUCGUGGACGCGGCUCUCGAGCCCCAAGUCGAAGAAGCCGUCGCAAUCGGAAUGAUUCAGGGGAUGAGGAAAUCGAGCUUGACAAAGAUGAGAUGGCGGAGGAGCUUGAAGAACUUAGGGAAUCUUCCAGGUCGCGCCCUCGUCGCACUCGCCGCCGCUCCCCCUCUAUACAGUAUGAGGAACGAGCAACCAAGAAACGGCGCACAAAGCCUGUCAAUUACAGUAUUCCGGCGAUCGACCCUGCCGCACUCGAGAUCGAGGAAGACGACGGGGAGCCGGUAGCAACGCCUGCAAGGAACCGAAGGAAUGGUGCGGGGGCCGGCGGCCGGGUUUGGGAACGCACUCUUAAUACCACCUAUGGCCCGUUCGGCGGUGGCGGCGGAGCUGGGGCGUUGCUUGGGGGCCCCUGGGGCACCGGGGCGACGGGCGGCGUUGAGUCGGAUAGCAGCGAUGAUGAGUUAGUGCAGCGGUCUGGUAUCGGCGGCGCAGUCGGCAUGACCCCCACCACAGCUACCCCUGCUGUCGGCCUGUUCAACCCGCUCGGCCAGACUCACGGCGAUGGCGGUGGAGGCAUCGGCGGGGCUACGCCGCAGGUCGGCAAAGUCAAGAAUCAGAAGGCAUUCGCUGAUGCUGAUCCCCUCGGAGUCGAUAUGAGCGUCGACUUCAGCAAGGUCGGAGGCUUGCAAGGUCACAUCGACCAGCUCAAGGAGAUGGUGCAGCUCCCGCUACUCUAUCCCGAGCUGUUCCAAAGGUUUCACGUCACUCCUCCGCGUGGUGUUCUCUUCCAUGGCCCGCCUGGCACGGGUAAAACGCUCCUUGCCAGGGCUCUGGCGAACUCGGUUGGCUCGGGAGGCCGCAAGAUCAGCUUCUACAUGCGCAAGGGAGCCGACGCGCUCAGCAAGUGGGUCGGUGAGGCCGAGAAGCAGCUGCGUUUGCUGUUCGAGGAGGCUCGAAGGACGCAGCCCAGCAUCAUCUUCUUCGAUGAGAUCGAUGGCCUCGCACCUGUGCGAUCAAGCAAGCAGGAGCAGAUCCACGCCAGCAUUGUCUCGACCCUGCUGGCCUUGAUGGACGGCAUGGAUGGCCGCGGCCAAGUUAUUGUCAUCGGAGCAACGAACCGUCCAGAUAACAUCGACCCGGCCCUCCGUCGGCCUGGGCGCUUCGACAGGGAGUUUUACUUCCCCCUGCCCGACCUGGAGGCACGUCGGUCCAUCCUCGACAUUCACACCAAGGACUGGGGGAUCUCGGACGAGUUCAAGAACGCCCUUGCCGAGAACACGAAAGGCUAUGGGGGUGCUGAUCUGCGGGCUCUCUGCACGGAGGCUGCUCUUAAUGCAAUCCAGAGGACAUACCCGCAGAUCUACACUUCGAAAGAGAAGCUUGUAGUGGAUCCUGACAGGAUCACGAUCCACGCUAGCGAUUUCAUGAUCUCAGUGAAGAAGAUGAUCCCGUCGUCGGAGCGGUCCACCUCGUCGUCGGCCCAUCCGCUGCCGCGCGUUGUCGAGCCGCUGUUGCGAAACCAGUACAGAGCUAUUCUCAGGGUGCUUGACAGUGUCCUGCCGCGCCCCAAGAAGAUGACGGCGCUUCAGGAAGCCAUGUAUGAACCAUUCGAGGAUGCCGACCACGGAUUUGGGAGGGAAGCGAUGCAUCAGGAGUUUGAGCGUUCCCGCAUUUACCGUCCUCGGCUGUUGAUUGCCGGCACCCCCGGGAUGGGCCAGAACUACUUGUCGGCUGCUAUCUUGCACUACUUGGAAGGGGUGCAUGUCCAGACGAUGGACCUUGCCACUCUGCUCGGUGACGGACGGCCCAUGGAGCAAGUGAUUGUGAGUCUCUUCACGGAAGUAAAGCGGCACAAGCCGGGUAUCAUCUUCAUCCCCGGCGUCGAUGUCUGGUGGAACAGCAUCAGCGACGCGGCCAUGACGACUUUUACCACCUUGCUGAGGAGCAUCCCACCUUCCGAUCCCGUGCUUCUUCUAGCAACAGCGGACUGUAUGCCUGAGUUGUUGGCACCGGAAAUCCUCAAGGAGCUGUUUGGCUUCUCCAAGAAGAACCGGGCUGUUGUUGAGCGCCCGGAGCGGGAAAACCGGCUCGAGUUCUUCGAGAAUAUCAUCGGCCACCUUUAUAGAACCCCCAAUGACUUCCCCGAUCCGGCGAACCGCCAGAAGCGAGUGCUGGAGGAUCUCCCAGUGGCGCCCCCACCACCACCCAAGGAACUGACGAAAGAGGAGAUCAAGGCUCAGCGCAAAGCUGAUCUGCAUCAUCUCAACCUGUUGAAGAUGCGCCUGCAGCCGAUCAUGGACCAGAUUCACCGCAAGUACCGGAAAUUCAGGCAACCCGUGAUUCCUUUUUCGCAGAUCACCUAUCUCUUUGACGAGGCCGACCCCAACUUCGUCCGGCCCGAUCUUGUCGCGGGCCAGAACCGGCCUUUCGAGAUCGCCAAGGACAAAGAAGGAACAGAAGGUAUUCGAGAAACGGCAACGGGCAAGUUCUUCUACAACCUGGAGACGACCACGAUCGAGGAGCGUCUGGCAAACGGCUACUACGCCAGGCCCAUUGACUUCUACAAGGAUAUCAACAGGCUGUAUCUCGAUGCGAAGAACAUAGGGGAUAGGGACAGGACGCUCAAGGCCAAUGAACUCCGCACGAAUGUUGAAGUCGAUGUCCACGACAUUGAGCAAACGCUCACCAACCAGGGCAUCAGGUUCGAGGACAUCUACCAACGGCAGCUGCAAAGGGCCAAGGAGGCCGAGGAGAAGGCCCGGAAGAGGAAGGCGCUGCAGCCGGUAGUGGACUUGAUCCAAUCCGACAUCCCGGGCGACGGCGAUAGCGAUUCGCAAGGACCAGUGGGGAUGGGGCUUCCUCUGGCCCGGGAUAUGCGGACCACGACCGCGGCUAGGUUCCAGCCGAUAAUGAGUCCUCAGUCUAACGGGCAUGCGGACACCGCUGACUCGCACCGCCUGACGAACGGCACAUCCAUACCAUCUCGUCUAGACGGCGAGGACGUCCAUAUGAGUGGCUUGGAUGACGAGACGCAGCGUCUGUCUGGGGCCGGGCCAGGCUUGUCCUCGCCUGUUCACCAAUGGCCUCAUCUGGCACCUCCGCCACCGCUCGGCGAUUCGACCAGGGCGACUGCCGGAACACAGCUGUCACAACGCUCGGCGCUCACUUCGAUGCCCGCAGGAGUCCCUCCGUCGGCCGUGGUGAACGAUGCGUCGACAACGAAGACGUCAGAGCUCUCGACCAACCGGGGCUCUGGACACUGGAGCACGCAGCGCACCGACACGCAGCACACCAAUGGCACGGCACACAAUGCAGAUGAGACAUCGUUGCUCGUCGACACGCAGCGGCUUACACAGGACAUCGGUCUGCCGCAGAGCGGCCACUCCCUCAGCCAGUCCAGCUCCAGCGGCAGAGAAUGGGCGCAUUCACAAGCGGCCGCCAUGGCCGCAGGGAUCCUCCAACCCCGGCCGGGAAUGGGCCCGCCCCUUAGGAUCGGUUCCGCCUCGGUCCGGAUUGCAGAAGAGGACAACAUCCCCCCGUCGUCCUCUCAGCGCUCGCCACGCAAGCCCUCCGGCGCCAGUCUAGGCAACAUCCUCAACGAGGACAGCAGCAGCAGCCACCACACUUCGGCCGACAGCGGUGGCGCCAGCGGUCCCAGCGUGCACACCCCGAGCAGCGGCGCCAGCGUGGGAAGAGGCAGCAGCAACCACAGCGCGCCCCGCGGCUCAGGUGGCCCUGCCGCCUCCCUCCCGGGCUCCGUGCGCGCCAGCCUCGCCGCGGGGAGCCACAACCUGCGACAGUCGGGCGGCUCGACCGCCUCGUCACAACAGCCCAUCAUCGACGAAGGGCGGGUUCACGAGUUCCUCCAGACGCUGGCGGACCGCACGUCGGGCUGCAGCGUCGAGCAGCUGGAGCAGAUCUACCGCGAGCUGAUGGACGAGAUCUGGAAGACGCGGCACGAGUGGAACCGCAUGACGGUGCUCAACACGCUCAUGUCGGUCUUCAACGAUACGAUAGGGGAUAUCGAGCUUGUGCAGGGCGCGUUGGUCGAUUCUCAGAAGCAGAAUAAGAACAAGGGAGGCGUCGAUGCGAAUGGCGGCGAGGUGCUGGAGGGUCUGGAACGUGGUGGAGUGGGGGGCAGCCAGAGCCAGAGCCAGAGCCAGAGCCAGAGUCAGGGCAGGGAGAAGGAGAAGGAGGUGGAGGAGGCCUGGGUUUAUCUCCGGUGAGAGCGCGGGACUGCAUGGUGGUGUAUAAAAAAGAGUGAUGGGAUUUGGUGAUGGUGGCAGCACAAGGAGCAAAAAGAAGAAACAAAAUUGGUGUGUUCGGGGGUUGCCCUGGGCGGCGAAGCCGGUCACAACUCGU